Messenger RNA from Tachysurus fulvidraco (yellow catfish), 7813 nucleotides. It is a transcript of the gene atad2b, whose product is annotated as ATPase family AAA domain containing 2B. Lineage: Eukaryota; Metazoa; Chordata; Actinopteri; Siluriformes; Bagridae. Gene Ontology annotation, cellular component: nucleus. The coding region runs from base 148 to 4422 and encodes 1424 amino acids. Gene Ontology annotation, molecular function: histone binding; ATP hydrolysis activity; chromatin binding. Gene Ontology annotation, biological process: positive regulation of transcription by RNA polymerase II. The transcript has 29 exons. The record is from RefSeq and is a predicted model, not a curated record.
GGCGUGCUGGCGGCUUUCUCCAGCCAACAGCAGAGGGAGAGAGUGAGAGAGAGCGAAAUGGCGCCUCUGUAUUCUAGCUGAGAGACAGUCAAUGCAGAAGGAACUGACAGAACCGAGAGCAAAUAAUACGGUGAAGAUAAAAAAAACAUGGUGAACACAAGAAAAGGCACGCAGCUCCAGCCAUGCAGCCCUGUCAUCUCCGGGCGGACGAGGUCGUCUCUUAGGAACAACCCAAACUUGGAAGAACACAACCAUAAGGACUCCAUCAGUAAUAUCAGCUCUGGUAGCCCUCGCUUGUCCCCUCCGUCUAAGCGAAAACGCAGACACACGACGCCUAGCUCCAGUGACACUUCCCCAAGUCCCCAGAGCAAAGCACAGAGAGUGACAUGGAGCACAUCCAAACACUGUACCAGGUUAUCCACUGGUGCUUUGCAAAAUGGACACGGUCGAAGAACCCUGCGGGUAGAUGACAGCACAGAUGGGGAUGAUGCUCGCUUGAAUGGCCAUGUUGAGCUGAAGAGGAGCUGUCGCUCUAGGAAGAGCCGCUUUCAGCACCUCAACCAGAGCCUGCUGUUUGACCAACUGGUCAACAGUACGGCAGAGGCGGUGCUUCAGGAAAUGGACAACAUCAGUAACAUACGGCAGAAUCGGGAAGUGGAGCGGCUCCGGAUGUGGACAGACACAGAACUGGAAAACAUGGACAUGUAUUCACGUGUGAAAAGGCGGAAAUCGAUGAGGAGGAAUACUUUUGCAAUGCAGACACACCAUAAAGUCAUCAGCAAAUCUGAAGCUCCAGAAGAAGAAGGAAGGGAGGAAGAAGAAACUGAUGAAUCCCAUGAGGAGGGAGAUGAUGAUGAAAGGGAAGAUGAUGAAGACGAUGAAGGAGAUGAAGCAGAGGAAGCAGGAGAGGAGAAUGAUAGACCUUACAACCUCAGGCAGCGUAAAACUGUGCAGCGUUAUGAGGCACCACCCAUCGUGCCAGUGAACAGAAAACAAAGCAAGACCACGGUGUUUGAUACACACAGAUCCCCUGCAAGGAGAAGCCAUAUCAGAAUAAAGAAGCAUGCCAUCCACAGCAGUGAUACAACAUCUUCAUCGGACGAGGAACGUUUUGAACGGAGAAAAAGUAAAAGCAUGACGCGUGCUCGGAACAGAUGUCUACCAAUGAAUUUGCGAGCAGAGGACCUGGCUAGUGGUGUGCUUCGUGAUCGGGCAAAAGUUGGUGCUAGUUUAGCUGAUGUGGACCCCAUGAAUCUGGAUACCUCUGUGAAAUUUGACAGUGUAGGAGGUCUUACCUCUCACAUUAAGUCUCUCAAGGAGAUGGUGGUCUUUCCUCUUCUCUACCCUGAAGUGUUUGAGAAGUUUAAGAUCCAGCCUCCAAGGGGUUGCCUGUUCUAUGGGCCUCCAGGGACAGGGAAGACUUUGGUGGCUCGGGCACUGGCUAACGAGUGCAGUCAGGGUGACAAGAAAGUUUCCUUCUUUAUGCGAAAGGGAGCUGACUGCCUCAGCAAGUGGGUGGGAGAAUCAGAACGACAGCUCCGCCUUCUCUUUGACCAGGCAUACCUCAUGAGACCAUCUAUCAUCUUUUUCGAUGAGAUUGAUGGCCUUGCACCUGUUCGUUCUAGCAGACAGGAUCAGAUUCACAGCUCCAUAGUUUCCACGUUGCUGGCUUUAAUGGAUGGUUUGGACAGUCGAGGGGAGAUAGUGAUCAUUGGUGCUACAAACAGACUUGACUCUAUCGACCCUGCACUCAGGAGGCCUGGUCGUUUUGACCGGGAAUUUCUGUUCAACCUGCCAGAUAAACAGGCUCGAAAGCACAUUUUAGAAAUUCACACCAGGGACUGGAACCCAAAGCUGUCAGAUUCCUUUAUGGAUGAGUUGGCAGAAAAAUGUGUCGGUUACUGUGGUGCCGACAUCAAAGCACUUUGCACUGAGGCUUCACUGGCAGCAUUGCGGCGGCGAUAUCCUCAAAUAUACAGCAGCAGUCAGCGCUACAAACUGGACGUGGGCUCUAUUGUUUUGGGGCCACAGGACUUUCGCCAUGCUCUGCGCUCUAUUGUUCCAGCUGCUCAGAGAGCUCUCGCGCCACCAGGCCGGGCUUUGUCCUGCACACUGCAGCCUCUGCUGGAGAGAUCACUGACCCACACACUCAACUGCCUGUUCCGAGUUUUCCCCCAUGCAGAGCUCCCACACAGGGAACAAACACAUGACUCUGACAAUCAGCUGCUGGAGGACGACUCUUAUAGCGAGGGCGAAGAUGGAGCUGGUGCUCAGUCCAUUUAUGAUGUUCAGCCAGGAUCCCCAAAGAAAUCACACUCCUCCAUAGUACACAAACCUUUUCUUCAUUUUACUACGUCCGCCUAUCAGCAGCCAACCUCAUAUCGACCACGGCUUUUGCUAACAGGGCCUCAGGGAUCGGGUCAAAGCACACACCUGGCCCCUGCUCUGCUGUAUCACCUCAACAAGUUCACUGUGCACCGCCUCGACCUGCCCACUCUCUACUCUGUCAGUGCCAAGACCCCAGAGGAGUCCUGCGCUCAGGUGUUUCGGGAAGCACAGCGGAGCUUGCCAAGUGUGAUCUACAUGCCACAUGUCAGUGAUUGGUGGGAAGCCAUAAGUGACACGGUGAAAAGUACCUUCCUCACACUGCUGCAAGAUGUUCCCUCCUUCAACCCACUCCUCAUCCUUGCAACGGCUGAGAUCAGCUACCAGCAGCUCCCUGAAGAGGUAAAAUGUAUCUUCAAUCGCUCCUAUGGUGAGGUGGUGUGUUUAACUUCACCUGGGGAGGAGGACCGCAGAAAGUUCUUCACUGGGCUCAUAUUGGUGCAAGCAGCCAGGCCACCACUCUGCCAGAGGAAAAAAGAGUGUGAUCUCGAGGUGCUGCCUCUGGCGGAAGACCCUGGCCCUCGGCAGCUCUCUCCGGAGGAGCAGAAGCGGCUUGAGGAGCAGGAGGAGAACACCCUGCGCGAGCUCCGCCUCUUUCUCAGGGACGUCACCAGGCGGCUGGCCACUGACAAGCGCUUCCACAUCUUUAGCAAGCCUGUAGAUAUCGAAGAGGUAUCAGAUUAUCUUGAGGUCAUCAGAGAGCCUAUGGACUUGUCCACUAUCAUGACAAAGAUUGACACGUACAAGUACACAAUCGCAAAAGACUUUCUGAAGGACGUUGACCUCAUUUGCAGUAAUGCGUUGGAGUACAAUCCAGACAAAGAUCCAGGAGAUAAGAUUAUUCGGCACAGGGCUUGCAGUCUGAAAGACGCAGCUCACGCAAUGAUUGCUUCAGAGCUGGACCCAGAGUUCGAUCGCAUGUGUGAGGAGAUUAAAGAGUCUCGAAGGAAAAGAGAGUUCCAGAUGCCACAGCAGCUAGCUGCCACUCCAACAUCUGUAUCAGGCAGGAGGCCGGUCGGUGGAAACGAGGCCUCUGGCAGCACUUCUCAAACUGAUCUGGUGGAAAAGCAACACAACACUUGUGGAACAGAAGUAGCACAGAUACUGGUGAGAUGCAUUACCUCUGGGCAUGCUAAUGUACGCCUCGCUGCAGGAGGUAGCAUAAAGCGCAAGGCUCGACGCCGGUCAAUUUGGGAGCGGGGCAUCAUCAGGAAAAAAAAGAGCAGCAAGAAGGAGGAAGUAGAAGAUGAUGAUGAGCCAGAGGAAGAGGACGGUGCUGAUGACUCGACCAUUGCUGGCCAGGGUAAUGGUAGUCCGGCUCAGGAUGAGUCGUCCUGUGACGCCAUGGAACCACAAAUGGAUAAAGCACUUCCCCAACCCAACGGAUAUUCUCUGAGCACUGAAGAGGAGAACUCCAGUGAAGCCACUGCAACUCAAGAGCCUCAAGGCCAAGAUAAGGCCAAUACACCAACCUUUAAGAACCCACCUUCUGUAGAGGUGAAAGAGGCAUUAGUGCACUCCGAGCCCCAAGUGUGUGUAAAUGGAGACGAGUCAAUGGACAGUAUAGACAGUGAAGCCAAUGAAACGGAAUCAGGGACUAGCAACAAGGUGGUCACAGCUUCUUUCAGAGGAGGGGAACAGACCGGAUUGGAAGAUGUGUCACAAGAAUGCAAGGCAAAUGAAUGCACACCAGUUGAAGAUGGAGCUGAUAGUGAUGGAGUUUAUGAAAAAGAAGGUAUCCUGAAAGAGAAGGAGUGUAGAAGAAGCCAAUCAGAAAAGAAGAAGGAAGUUCUAGCAGAGAGGCCAGAAGACCCCCCACAGCCUCCGCCUCCACCUGCUUUAGUAGUAGACCAUCAUCGACUCCAGGCCCUGCUAGAUCAAGUUGUGAUGAAGAGUAAGGGCUACAGUGUGGAUCAACUGGAAAGACUUUACUCAGUGCUCAGCCAAUGUAUCUACCAAUUCCGCAGGGAUUACGACAAGACCUGCCUGAUCGAGGAGAUGGAAAGGCAAGUCCGGCAUUUCAAUACAUUCCUGUGAUGAAACAAGUUGAUGGUAAUCAGAGACUCCUGUGAUGCAAAAAGGAGACCAACUUCAAGAACCAAGCUGCUACAGUGAGCCAAGCAGGUUUGGUAUUAAAUGGAGUUAAAGGAGACUUGGAAAGACUUUCAGUGGCAACCUUGGUGCUAUUGUCUCAGGUACCUGGACAGAACUAGUCUACAGAACCAAACACAAGUCAAGACUCGUAUAGGUUUCAAAUCAUAUAUGCCAAUUUCUAAUGGGCGUUCUUGGUGCUACUAGGUGCUAUUGUUUAUCCAUUUGCUGCUCCUUGAGUUUCUUUUAAAAUAAUGUGAUGGGGGGGGAUUCUAAACAUAUUUAAAGGAAAAAAAAAGGAAAAGAUUGUGUGAUGUCACUUAAACCCUUUGGUCUCAAUUGACCAGGAAGAGACGGCACACACCACCACACAGGCACAGAUUCUCACCAGCAGUUGUAAAAGCCCCCUUGGAUUCGUUGUAAUGCCGUGAGUUCAUGACAGAAUGUUAUUGACUGUGGAAAUGAAUUACAUUCUUCUAUUUCUAUGAACAUCAUCAUACUGCAUUGUGUCCCUGUGACCUCCAACCAGUGGGCAUUUAAAUGUAUGCAGUGUGAAACUGCUGUGUGUUUUCUGACAGAAUUGCAGCGUUUUUUACCCGAUGAUGGUGCUCUGGCCAGUGAAAAGCUGAAGCACCAUCAAAUAAAACCCCCCAAAUAAAUAGCUACUUUUAUUACAGUGGAAUUAUCCGAACACCACGAUGCAGUAAACCCAGUUUACAAUUUUUUUUUUUUUGUACAUUUUUAAAAACCGGUAACAUAUCUAUCUAAUACACCAGGAAUAUUUCCCAAAAGAUAGGCUGCCUCUUAAAAGUUGAUCUCUUCCUGGCCAAUGAGCAUUCAAAUUUGAUAUUGUCAUGGCCACAUGUAUUUCUGUCUUCUGGGGGAACAGAUGGCUUGUCAACCCUUUUCGUGUAAGACUGUACAACAAAUUGCUAAUCUUUUGCUUUUUGUUUGCGCUAGUUUAUUUAUACCCUCAAGACAAUUGUUCUGACACCAGUUGGUUAUGCCAUGACCUUAAGUUCUUUUGUAUAAUUUUCUUUAUUACCUCUUAGUUUGAGUUACGUGAAUGCUCCGAUUAUUUGUGUUCAAUAAUGAAUGAUGAACAAGGCAAUUUUAGCCAGAGUGGUUUGUUCAGUAUAUUGGAGCAUUACUAUUGUGUUAAUGAAAUUUUUUUGAAUUUUUUCUUUUCUUCUUCUUUUUUUCUUCUUGUCAAUGGUUUAGUUGUAUUAAAAUCUUUAAUUGGUAGCUACUUAUUCUUUUAGUAGUUAGGUUCUAGUUGGGUUUUGGCCUAGUGUGCUUAUUUGCGAGGCCUUUUCUCUGAAAGGAUUGAACAACAACUUUCUUCAGUUUGCAGAUAAAUGUUUCUGAAGUUAUGACUCAUCUCAAGUUUAUGAAAUUAUACAUACAAAUCUUUUAAAAACAUGCAAAAUGAGAAAUUAACUCUGGACUACUACAGCGAGAUGGAGAACCCUGGCUACCUCAGUUAAAGAAAUUAUUUAAAACAACAUGUUUAUCAAAGACAUACAGUAUUUGUCAACAUCUGUAACAUGGCUGCACAUUUUCCCAUUGAAGCCCAGGUACUGAGCAACACAUCCUGUGGCUGUCGCAGUGAUCCAUCCUUUUGUUUGGUUUUUGGUUCCUAAUCUUUUUUUGUUGUUGUUGUUGUUUGAGUUUUGCAGAUGAGCCAACACAAAAACAGCACAUUAAUUUCAGCAAGAUUUUGUAUUAUAUGUUUUUGUCUGUUGUCCUAUGGACCUUGGUGAUGGCAGCCAUAUUGAUUGUCUACUUCACUACAGUUUCUAUUCAUGUCUUGCAUAAUAGCAGCUUUUUUUUUUUUAGCUAUUUAUCUCGCGCUGUACCUGUUUAUUUAUUAACAUAAGUAUUGGUGUGAUUGACUGUCUGUUCAUAUUUUUGUACACCAUUGAUUAAAAAGGGGGCAAAUUGGAAAUUUGUUACAGUUUUUGAAGUUGGAGCCAUGUCAUGAUGUAGCACAUUUUUGUAGCAGGGUUGCACAAAUGGAGAGGUUUACUGGUCUCAGGUCUCUGCUAUGUUCAUGAUCUAUUUAUUCCAUUAUGACGGUGGUGGUGGUGCUUUAGGCUUUGUGGUAAAGGGACUGUCGUACAGCUCGUGUUAUUCGUGUUUAUCACCUCUUACUUUGCAUCUCCUGCACAUGAUCAGCUCGUUCUGUGUAAUUCUGUAUGUACUGUGACGCUGACCACAUGGUCCGAGAUCCUGAUAUUUUAGUCGGUUUCACAAAUUCUGUAAAGAUUGAAAGACUUGGAGGACAUAUAAAUGUUACCCAUGUUCACCUCCUUACAUUUUGUCAGUUUUCUUUUCAGUAUUUAUGGUGCGAUACUGUACUGGUCCUAAACGGUGCCCCUUGGCCAACAAACAUGUAUAAUAAGUGAAAUGGUACAGUUUAAAUCAGAUGGAUUUUAAGAGAAACUGGGGAAUUUAAAAAAUGUAUAUAAAAAGUGAUUAACAGAAGACCAACACUGAUACAGUGAUUUGGACAUAGUUCAGGAAAAGCUCAUAUCAUAUAAAACCUCACUUUAUCCUCUUGGUUUGGCUUGUGCUCCAUAUAACAGACUACAUACAGUUAAAAAAGAAAAGCCCAACAAAAACAUGGCACUCUUCUGAGUCUGUGAUGUGAUAUGUGUGUUGGGUUUAAAGCAUUAGUCAAAAACGGUGCUGGUGAUAAACUAGUGCUUCGUGUCACUUUCACAUGAUGCUUAGUGUCGUCUAGUCACAUCUCUGUUCAAAGAAACCUGUGCUGAUGCUAGACCAAAACCUGGCCUACUACAAUACUGCCUGAAUGCUAUACUGACACCUGACUGGAGCCUUAAACAAGUGGUACUGAGUGAAUAGUCGUGUAUCUGGUUCUGAUCCUGCAUCAUCCCCUAAAGAAGAGCUACAUACACAGCACUUAUCUGUGUCUCAGCUCAUGCUUCAAGUCGUCUCCUGUUGCAGUUUUCCUGAUUAAAAAAUCACAGUUGUUCAACAUGCAGUUUGUUCACAUGAUUGCGAGGGUAGUUGAGGUAUGCAGAUUUAUUUUUCCUUUUUUUUCCCCAUUCUUAAAUAAACCUCUUUCAGUGAUAUAACAAUUGCCUCUAAUAUGUAGUCUGUUGUUUAUUUAUUGAUCUAGUUUUGGGGGUUUGUAUUUCUGCUAUUGCCAGAGUCUUUCCCAAGCUGGUAAAAGACUCGUUUGAAACCUUGUUAAUAUCCAGCCAAGCAUUCUUUUAGUGGAAAUCCUAUUGAAAUGAAUACAUUUACUGUAAUUUCUUAAACUGCUGUGAUUAUACUUGAAUAAAAGGUGCAAAUUGUACAGUUUGGUGAA